Molecule: messenger RNA, 2296 nt
Organism: Xyrichtys novacula (pearly razorfish)
Lineage: Eukaryota; Metazoa; Chordata; Actinopteri; Labriformes; Labridae
Source: the annotation of a GenBank genome assembly
GUAUUCUACUGAUUCUCAUCCCAUAACAUGACAGUCUCGGACCUCUCGCAUGUGGACUGGAGGAGCAGACAAUGGGCAGUAUAUGUACAUGACGUGAUACGUCUCCAUGGUAACCACUGUGUUGUUGAGUGCGGUGUUCUGUAGUGGGGGGUUAUUUUGCCAACUAGGUUAGUCAUGGAGGAUCACAGAGUUCAGACCAGCGACUUUUACCGAACGGACCCGAACCUGCCCCACAGGUUCAACAAUCCGGACUGUUUCCAAGGCUACGGGUAAGUUUAGACUUCGACUUCAGUCUUUAAGAGAUAUCCCACAAGUUGUGUUUUAGUCAUACGGAUAGGUUAAGUUGUCCCGGUUUACUGAGUGUGCCAAUACCAGUGUUCAAAUAUAGUUAUAGAGGAAUAGAAAGAGGUAGAGCGAUGGUCCAAUAACUGGUGCAUUAUUAUUGUUAUUGUAAAUACCCCCUUUCCACCUCCACGCAGCGAAAUGUGUUUUUUGAAACUUAUUAGACGUUUGAUUUGACCUUGUACAAUAUAGUCUGUAGCUACGUAUCAUCGGUUAACUUCGUUAAAGAGUAGAAUACCACUUGUUCUUUUCCGCCUCAGCCAGGUAUUCUAAGCACUUUCAGUUAUUAUAACUUAGGGUGUUUGUCAGUCUGAUACCUCAUUAUCACACAACUUCUCUCAUUUCACAACUUUAUGGAGGAUGAAACAGAUCAAAGUAAACACACAAAAUAUUAACCACGGAGAAAAACACACUAGGACACCAAAUUAAAACAAAGAUGGCAGCCACUCUCUACAACAUCGGCUAGCAACCAAAAAAACAUAUCUAAGUUAAUGCAGAAAUGUGAAGGAUUACCACCAUUUUGGUAGCAAUACACAGUGGUCUGAGGGGCCAUAAACAAACCUCAACCAAAACGCCACUCUGUAGCCACAAAUAGGGUCCUAGCCAUAGCUCUAGCCACCAAACAUCUUUUUAACUUUGCCUAAUUACCUUAGCAAAGAGACUAAACACAACUCACCCACUCUCUUCCAGCAGCCGCUUGUUUGUAGCGAGACCUCAGGCCAAUCCAUUACGGACUGCUGCGGGGUGAUGCAGCACAAGGAAAAACAUUUAUGAUAAUUUAUUUAUCAUUUCCUUUAAGUAAUUAUCAUCAUAUUAAUUAUUUUGCACUGCAGACACUGUAGUUCUUCUGCCUUAGCAUCUUGGUCUGAUUGCAUUUCCAUAAAGAAAUUAUCAUAAAUGUUCUUCCUUGAGCUGCGUCAUCCCGCAGCAGUCCGUAAUGGACUGGCUCAAGGUCUCACUACAAACAAGCGGCUGCUGGAAGAGAGUAGGUGAGUUGUGUUUAGUCUCUUUGCUAAGGUAAUUAGGCAAAGUUAAAAAGAUGUUUGGUGGCUAGUGCUGUGGCUGUGACCCUAUAAGUACUGUUGAUGAAGUUAGGUGCUGUUCUGAGCAUUAUUUGUGGUUAUAGAGUGGCGUUUUGUUCGAGGUUUGUUCGUAGCUCCCCAGACGGAUGUGUAUUGCUAUUGUGCGGUUGUUACUUAAGUUGGUAUAACUAGAGAGGCAGGCGGUUGGCAACAUUCAUCUCUAGAGGGAGUGUCUAACUUGGUGUUACGGUGUGUUUGAGCCUAAAUUAAUUUUACGCCAGAAUAUUCCUUUAAAACGCCCAUGACAACUGUGUCUUACUGUCUAGCGUAAUUGUGUACUGGUGCGCUUUCACUCUGAUGUUUGUGUUUCAGCGAGAAAAAGAGUAAUCCUCUUUAUCGGACAUCCAACCAAACGUAUGGCAGCAAGAAACCAACUGUGCAUGAGAUGCCGGUGAGACACAGAUAGGUGAUGUAGACAGACAGGAUAGCUGGAGCUCAGAACCAAACUGGCAAUAAAAUACAUAUUUAAAGGACCAGUCUGUAAUUCUUAUGUGUCGGUGUGUUUCAGACUCAAUUCAAAGGGACUUCACGUCAGUUUUCUGAGGCGAUGCUGCGGGCUGGAAUGUACCACAAUAACAGUCUUAACAUAGCCCUGGACAAGAGCGCGGCAACGGUUUCCACAGCAAUCCAGAAGAACAGAAACAACCGCCAUUACUUCUUCUACCAUUUAAACCAAAGCAACGGCCAUGAUGGAAACAAGUGAUGACAAAGCUGUUAACAAACACAUGAAAAUAAAUCAUAGUGAUGUUCACAGACGGACAGAUUUAUUUUACCAAACUUGAUGUCAUCUGAUUUUAGGCGACAUUGAAACCUUACAGAGUAGAAUUACUUCACUCUUUGAGCACAAUAAAGAGUCAUUAAUGAAACCAUAA